Peronospora matthiolae is the source of this 867-nucleotide messenger RNA. Lineage: Eukaryota; Oomycota; Peronosporomycetes; Peronosporales; Peronosporaceae. The record is from the annotation of a GenBank genome assembly.
AUGGUCCCGAAACUGUACCCUCGUCGAGCCGUGCUGUCCCUUACGACGCGCUUCUGCCUUCCUCAUGAAGGCAUGACGACACUCGAUUACCUUAGUAGUGGCUCAGCUGUUAUCCUGCAUGACUCUUCAAGCUCUUCACUUUCUGUUGCCACGUGCCAACACGUAGCAUGUCCGUGGCUCUUUCCUCGCUAUUUUGCUGCUACAUGGGACUGGCUACAGUUUGUGAACGAAGACCAUGUGCGUCACUCGCUUCAACUGCUGGCAGCAGUUCAUACAGAGAACUCGAACGAGACCAAGCCAGAGGUGCUGCUGGAGCUGCCACUUGCUAGUCAGGUUUACACUCAUCCGAGUCGAGAUCUUGCUCUACUGAAGUUGGUCGAUUCCGAUGCUAUUGCGAGUUGGCAAGCAGCAGCAAAAGAGUUUCAGGUGCAGACGCUAGCGCUCGAUACAGCGCCUUGUAAACAAGGCGAUGACGUGGUCUUUCUUGGACAUCGACAGGUGAAUAAGGAGCUGGAAGAAGGCUAUCAGGUGCCUAUGACAGUGGCAGGACACUUUGUUGGACGUAGCAGUGGUGGACAGGCUUUUGCACGGAGUCAAGAUCUUUUAGAAGAAGGAAUGUGUGGUGGUGCUGUGAUUCGAGCGACGACGCACGAGUGUGUGGGUAUUGUGGAGGGCAUUGUCCCGAUAAGUACGGGGGAAGACGAUCAAGAGCCGCCAAGACAUGAUCGAACUGCACACGAAGUAUGGCAGAUGCGGCGAGCUUUAGCAGGCCACGUGGCGCUCAUUCCGUCACAUGACGUGGAGGAGUUUAUGAACGAGCCGGGCGACUUGUUGCUGACAGGUAUGGAGGUGCCGCAGUUUAUGUAG